ACAACGUAGAAGCAGUUUGCACCAUCGUCAUUCAUUCAUUCUUUCUUUCUUUCCGUCUACCAUUUCGAGGCUUCACAGUCGUGCAUCAUGUCGAGGCUUUGAAGCUUCCUAUAUAACUACUAUAUAACUACGUAGUUUCCACGCUCCACUCUGCAUUCUUCAAAGAGUGAAGGGAGAGAAAUGGGUGAAGGGGGGAUGUCUGAUCAUGGUGGUCGAGAGGGAGAGGGAGAAGAGAACAUGGCCGCUUGGCUUAUUGGUGUCAACAACCUCAAGAUUCAACCUUUCAUACAUCCUCCUCUUGGUCCCCAUGAUGCUAGGGUUCGCAUGAAAGCUGUCGGUAUCUGUGGAAGUGAUGUUCACUACCUCAAGACCAUGAGCUGUGUUCAUUUUGUUGUUAAAGAGCCUAUGGUGAUUGGGCACGAGUGUGCUGGGGUCAUAGAAGAAGUUGGGAGUGAAGUUAAAUCUUUGGUUGUGGGUGACCGUGUAGCUCUAGAGCCAGGGAUCAACUGUUGGCGUUGUGAUUUCUGCAAAAGUGGCCGCUACAAUUUGUGUCCUGAUAUGAAGUUCUUUGCAACACCUCCAGUCCAUGGAUCUCUUGCCAACCAGGUGRUCCAUCCUGCAGAUCUAUGUUUCAAGCUCCCUGACAAUGUGAGCUUGGAGGAGGGGGCCAUGUGUGAGCCCCUUAGUGUCGGUGUUCAUGCUUGCCGUCGUGCUGAAGUUGGCCCUGAGACAAAGGUAUUGAUCAUGGGAGCAGGUCCCAUAGGCCUGGUUACAAUGUUAGCAGCUCGAGCUUUUGGAGCCCCCAAAAUUGUUAUUGUGGAUGUGGACGAUCAUCGCUUAUCUGUUGCAAAGAAUCUUGGUGCUGAUGACAUAGUAAAAGUUUCCACAAAUAUUCAGGAUAUCACUGAAGAAGUGAUUCAAAUACACAAGGCUAUGGGAAGUGAAGUGGAUGCGACUUUCGACUGUGCAGGCUUUAACAAAACCAUGUCAACAGCUCUUAAUGCUACUCGUUCAGGUGGUAAGGUUUGCCUUGUGGGAAUGGGCCAUAAUGAGAUGACUGUCCCUCUCACUCCAGCUGCUGCUAGAGAGGUUGACAUCAUUGGCAUCUUCCGUUAUAAGAACACUUGGCCUCUUUGCCUUGAGUUUCUGAGAAGUGGAAAAAUUGAUGUGAAGCCCCUUAUAACCCACAGGUUUGGUUUCUCCCAGAAGGAGGUAGAAGAGGCCUUUGAAACCAGCGCCCGUGGAGGUAAUGCCAUUAAAGUGAUGUUUAACCUAUAAAUGCAGCAUCAUGUCAAAUGGUAUUCUUGUGUUAGUCUAAUUGUAUCUGUUGCGUGUUGGAAGCUCUUUUAUGUCAAUAAAAAGCAGGAAACAACCAAAAAAUAAAUUAAUAAAUGAGAAGCAGGGA
Molecule: messenger RNA, 1405 nt
Organism: Nelumbo nucifera (sacred lotus)
Lineage: Eukaryota; Viridiplantae; Streptophyta; Magnoliopsida; Proteales; Nelumbonaceae
Product: sorbitol dehydrogenase
Molecular function (GO): oxidoreductase activity, acting on the CH-OH group of donors, NAD or NADP as acceptor; zinc ion binding
Source: RefSeq, a predicted model, not a curated record